Prorocentrum cordatum is the source of this 774-nucleotide messenger RNA. The record is from the annotation of a GenBank genome assembly. NCBI's taxonomy places the organism in Eukaryota, Dinophyceae, Prorocentrales, Prorocentraceae.
AUGCAGGUGGCGGCGGGCCGCGAGGGCGUGCUGCCCCACCCCUUGGGCGGCCGCAAGGCUUGCCGCGACUGUGCAAAUUGCGCCGAGUUCGGCAUCGGCGCCGAGCAGGUGCCGACCACGGCGCGCGAGGCUGGGCGCCGCGCCCGCGGGCCGAGGCGGCGUGCCAAGGCGUCCGGCGAGGAGGAAAGCAAGGAGGAGGUGGUCCUCGACCCCGUCCCGCCCUUCCUCUCCGUGCUGAGGCCGCUCGGCGGGGCCCUCGGCGAAGCGCCUGCCAUGGCCGCGGCGGCGGCGCACGCCGAGUCGGCCGACCGCGUCGACGGGGCCCUCGACGAGCACGGCGCGUUCACCGCGGAGCUCCGGGAGACCCGCGCCCGGCCUCAGGCUGCCGCCGGCGCCGCCGAGGAGGCGAGCGCGGCGAUCGCGGAGGCCGAGGGCCGCGCCCAGGCCCGCGCCGAGGAGCGCGACGGGCUCGCGCUCGCAGAGGUGGAGUGCCGCCUCCAGGACCGCGCGGAGGAGCGCGACAGGCUUGCUUUGGCGCUCGAGGACGUGAGGGGGCGCUACGCGGCGGCCCUGGAGAACCUGGUGGGCCCCAGCGUCGGCGACCCCAAGAGCAACGUCGCGGAGGCGGGCGCGGCGAUGGAGCCGGCGCUCGUUCCAGCGGACGUGGGGGGCGAGGAGUUCCAGGGCAUCGACCGCGCGUUGGACCUCUCCAAGGGCCCCUCCUUUUCCGACCCCUCAUCGCGACGUCGUCGGCCAGGGGUCGGUGGAGGAUGA